This is a messenger RNA of Pan troglodytes (chimpanzee), 1695 nucleotides long. It is a transcript of the gene HMCES, whose product is annotated as 5-hydroxymethylcytosine binding, ES cell specific. Bases 163 to 1227 code for a protein of 354 amino acids. The transcript is spliced from 7 exons. NCBI's taxonomy places the organism in Eukaryota, Metazoa, Chordata, Mammalia, Primates, Hominidae. Gene Ontology annotation, molecular function: single-stranded DNA binding. Gene Ontology annotation, biological process: protein-DNA covalent cross-linking repair. The record is from RefSeq and is a predicted model, not a curated record.
CCCGCUCCGGGGAGCAGAGUCCGGAGCGGGAUCCGCGGCCCACAGGUUCGCAGGUCGGGCCCGGGGACGCUGCGGACUAGCGGGCGGGAGGCGGGGAUUCUGCACCCCGGCCCCGGGCCGUCCAGUGGCCGUCCUCGAGGUUGCGAGGGGCGGUGUUGAAGAAUGUGUGGGCGAACAUCCUGUCACUUACCUAGAGAUGUUCUCACGAGAGCUUGCGCCUACCAGGAUCGGCGGGGCCAGCAGCGGCUCCCGGAGUGGAGGGACCCUGAUAAGUACUGCCCCUCUUACAACAAGAGUCCUCAAUCCAACAGCCCAGUGCUUCUGUCUCGACUGCACUUUGAGAAGGAUGCAGACUCAUCUGAGCGUAUCAUUGCUCCCAUGCGCUGGGGCUUGGUCCCUUCUUGGUUCAAAGAAAGUGAUCCUUCCAAGCUGCAGUUCAAUACUACCAACUGUCGUAGUGAUACCAUAAUGGAGAAACGGUCAUUUAAGGUGCCUCUGGGAAAGGGAAGACGCUGUGUCGUUUUAGCAGAUGGAUUCUAUGAGUGGCAGCGAUGUCAAGGAACAAACCAGAGGCAGCCAUACUUCAUCUAUUUUCCUCAAAUCAAGACAGAGAAGUCAGGUAGCACUGGUGCUGCAGAUAGUCCUGAGAACUGGGAGAAAGUCUGGGACAACUGGAGGCUGCUGACAAUGGCCGGGAUCUUUGACUGCUGGGAGCCCCCAGAGGGAGGAGAUGUCCUGUAUUCCUAUACCAUCAUCACAGUGGAUUCCUGUAAAGGCUUGAGUGACAUCCACCACAGGAUGCCUGCCAUAUUAGAUGGAGAGGAGGCAGUUUCUAAAUGGCUUGACUUUGGUGAAGUCUCAACUCAGGAAGCUCUGAAAUUAAUCCACCCAACAGAGAACAUCACCUUCCAUGCAGUCUCUUCUGUGGUGAACAACUCGCGAAACAACACUCCUGAGUGUCUGGCUCCUGUCGACUUGGUUGUCAAAAAGGAGCUCAAGGCAAGUGGCAGUAGCCAGAGGAUGUUGCAGUGGUUGGCCACAAAGUCACCCAAAAAGGAAGACUCAAAAACACCUCAAAAGGAAGAGUCAGAUGUUCCCCAGUGGUCCAGUCAGUUCCUGCAGAAGAGUCCACUCCCCACCAAGAGAGGCACUGCAGGACUCCUAGAGCAAUGGCUGAAGCGGGAGAAGGAGGAGGAACCUGUGGCCAAGCGUCCUUACAGCCAGUGACACAGGACUUUCAGAGACCAAGGCCAGGGUCUGCUGCACUGCUGUUCUGAUAAUAGGUUCUUAACAUUGUAUGUAUGUGUGUUUGCUUUGGGAGGAGGUGGCACUGUGUUAGUUGACAGUUGUGGGCUCAUGUAGUCUUUUUUGCCAUGAGUAGGAGCCCCUAGUGGGGCUGGUGGACAGCUUUGGAAGAGGUGUCCUGCUGCUGUCACCAGCCAUGUGGGCCCCAUAGGGGCACUGUGCCUGCUGCCCUUUCCUGGCAGGGCUGGUGGAGUCUUCCCUCAAAGCAUGCCUUACCCAGCUGGGAAGUCUCUGCCCUGAUCUGGUACUCCUUGUAGUAAGCUGUUUUCUGCUCAGCCACUGGGCUCUUUCAGUUUUUUAGUUCUUAAAAAUUUAUUUUUAAGUUCUAAAAUAAAAUAAAAAUAAGUUCUUAAAAUUUAUUUUUUUCCUGAAUAAAUUAUAUUUGGUAAA